Messenger RNA from Tribolium madens (black flour beetle), 1308 nucleotides. RefSeq names its product vacuolar protein-sorting-associated protein 36 (gene Vps36). Gene Ontology annotation, molecular function: ubiquitin binding; phosphatidylinositol-3-phosphate binding. Gene Ontology annotation, biological process: protein transport to vacuole involved in ubiquitin-dependent protein catabolic process via the multivesicular body sorting pathway. The record is from RefSeq and is a predicted model, not a curated record. Gene Ontology annotation, cellular component: ESCRT II complex; late endosome membrane. NCBI's taxonomy places the organism in Eukaryota, Metazoa, Arthropoda, Insecta, Coleoptera, Tenebrionidae. The coding region runs from base 106 to 1260 and encodes 384 amino acids. The transcript has 5 exons.
UUUCGCACCUACGGGAAAUCGAUAAUGUACGAAUUUGUGGUUAUGUAAAACGUCAAACUUGUGUCAAGAAAGAAAAUAAUAGUGUUAAAUAAUGAAAAUUAAAAAAUGAAUCGUUGGAGAUACACCAGUCCGUUACUGUUAGAUAAGGAAUCAACGUUGACAUGUGAAAAAAACGUUCGUUUAUAUGAUGGCGACCAAAAGACAUCGUUUGAGGGCGGAGAACUCAUAAUAACAACCCACAGAUUGUUAUGGGGCCGUCCUGGUGCAAUCUCAAAAGGCCAGACUUGUCUAGCUUUAAAUCUUUCACUAAUUGUAUACAUUGAGGAAGAAUCACCCAGCGCUUUUAGUUUCAGUCGUUCCCGUAAAGUUGUUUUGCAUUUAUCAGAACCCCAGGAUGUUGGGCAAGAUGGCCCUCAACCCUCCAGUAUUUACAAUUUUAUUAAAUUGUCUUUCAGAGAAGGAUUUAGCUCAGAUGUUGUCGCUAUUUUAAAUGACAGCAUCCAGAAGAAGGUUUGGGAGGGUCGAACAGUUCCUAAAAGUGCCCCCCAGAUUAAAUUAAGAACAGGAAUUGUGGGAAUUGAACGCAGCUUACAAGAGAAACAAAAGGCCACCGAUGAGAGUAUCUCAGUUGCCUUCCAAGAUUUGAACAAAUUAAUGGGCAUGGCUAAGGAAAUGGUGUCGCUUUCUAAAAUGAUUUCAACAAAAAUCAAAGACAAACAAGGGGACAUAACUGAAGAUGAAACAGUCCGGUUUAAGUCUUACCUCCUUAGCUUAGGUAUUGACGAUCCCGUCACGCGAAACUCCUUCAAAUCAGACAACCAAUACUACAGGAGUUUAGCGAAAGAAAUAUGUGGUUUGCUCCAAUCUCACAUUGAAGAUAGGGGAGGUAUGAUGGCCUUAACUGAUGUAUUUUGUUGGGUGAAUCGGGCGAGAGGGUUGGAACUACUUUCUCCUGAGGAUCUCCUAAGUGCUUGUCAAAUAAUGGAGUCGUUGUCUUUACCGUUAAAACUGAUUGAGUUUAGUUCAGGUGUUAUGGUUCUGCAACUUGCGACUUUGGAUGAUGAGAGUGUUGCAGAAGCAACGGCGAUUUUGUUGGAUGACAAAGGRUCACUCUCGUCCGAAGAGUUGGCACAAGCACUUGGAAUUUCCGUUACUUUAGCUAAAGAAAGAUUGUUGACUGCUGAAAAAUAUGGCAAGUCUUGUAGAGAUGAUUCGAUUGAAGGCCUAAGAUUUUAUCCUAAUAAAUUUUUAACCAGUUAAAGUUUUCUAUGUAUACACACAAUUACCAAUAAAACUAUUUAUUGUAAA